Pseudovirgaria hyperparasitica is the source of this 1335-nucleotide messenger RNA. Its product is annotated as CBS-domain-containing protein. Lineage: Eukaryota; Fungi; Ascomycota; Dothideomycetes; Acrospermales; Acrospermaceae. The record is from RefSeq and is a predicted model, not a curated record. Bases 1 to 1335 code for a protein of 444 amino acids. The transcript is spliced from 6 exons.
AUGUCUGGUUCGGCCAGUAACUCUCCGGGAGCAAGGGAAACUCCUUUUGAAGAGAACCAGCCAGCUGCUCAUGAACAACAACAACAUGAUGCUACUCGCUACUCCUCCCAUCUAGGUAAUAGCAGUAGUGGCCCGAGUCUCAUCGGGGCCGCUGGAGGUCACGCGGACUCCAAUCACCCCAAUCCGGCCUUCCAAGUCGUGCAUCCGGCCUCGUACCUGCGUCCUCGCCCUGCAUCGAGACCCAUGACGCCGACAUCUCUCCUCGAUUCCGACGACCCCGUCGACCGCGAACAGCUUCAAGGAUUGGCGCGCGGGCUCGGUGACAAGAGCCGUGCCGUCGCUAAGACACGGAGACAUGGGGAAGCACCAAAACUCCUGUUCAUGCACCUCCGAUAUCUGUUUCGCUGUCGAGCGAUCCGAGCUUUCUUGAAGCUCCGGACGAGUUAUGAUGUGCUCCCUCUAAGCUACCGCUUGAUCAUCCUCGACACCCGCCUGUUGGUCAAAAAGAGUCUAAACAUUCUUCUCCAAAACGCGAUUGUCUCAGCCCCACUGUGGGACUCUACCUCCUCGACCUUUGCCGGUCUGCUGACUACCUCUGAUUACAUCAAUGUCAUUCAGUACUACUGGCAGCAUCCUCAUGCUCUCGAACAAGUUGAUCAAUUCAGACUGGACAGUCUUCGAGAUAUCGAAAAGGCCCUCCAUGUUGCUCCAAUCGAAACGGUAUCGAUUCACCCCGAGAAACCGCUCUACGAAGCUUGUCGGAAGAUGCUCCAAUCUCGUGCUCGACGUAUUCCAUUGAUAGAUGUUGACGAUGAAACAGAUCGUCCUCUAGUAGUCAGCGUCAUCACCCAAUACCGCAUCCUCAAAUUCAUCGCCGUCAACGUCAAGGAGACGCAGAUGUUGCAGAAGCCACUCCGUGACAUGAAUGUAGGCACAUACGAGAACAUUCAGACCGCAAAUAUGGAGACUCCCGUCAUCGACAUCAUCCACAUGCUCGUUCGCAAGAACAUCUCCAGCGUACCCAUUCUGGACCGUGAUGGCACCGUAAUAAACGUCUUCGAAUCUGUGGAUGUCAUAUCUGUCAUCAAAGGCGGCAACUACGACGAACUGACCCUUCCCGUCGGCGAAGCCUUACUCAAACGUCCAGACGAUUUUCCCGGUAUCUACUCGUGCUCCGUACACGAUCGUCUUGACACCAUCUUCGACACAAUCCGACGGUCACGCGUGCAUCGAUUGGUUGUUAUUGACGAGCAGAGCAAGUUGCGUGGUGUGCUGACCCUUAGUGAUAUCCUAGAGUAUAUUUUGCUAGAGGGCGUUUCGGGAGACGAGCAGUAG